AUGCCUGAAGGUACUGAACCAACUAGGAAGGCGCUUCUAAACACGAAGUUUGAUCUUUCUGCUUUUGUUACAAUCUUAUUUGAUGUUGUAUUUCUUAGUUCAGCAGUCUUACGAUUAUUUCAAGUUGCAUGUGCAAAAAAAGCAGAAAUGCAUCAGAAAGUUCAGAUUCGUAUGCAUGUCAUCAAAUAUAUUGAUUUCGUACCAAACAUGCAAUAG
Molecule: messenger RNA, 216 nt
Organism: Clunio marinus
Lineage: Eukaryota; Metazoa; Arthropoda; Insecta; Diptera; Chironomidae
Source: the annotation of a GenBank genome assembly